AUGCUCGAUAUUGCGUUUGCGGGGAGUCCUAGCCAGUGCGAGCCUGAAACAUGUAGGGAGUUGGAGGAGGGGUUUGAGUGGAGGAGGAGGAUGAGUGUUAGGGAUGCGGGAAAAUGUAUGUAUGUGCUUGAUGUGGAUGGCAAUGGGUGGUCGAGUCGGUUUAAACGGCUUAUCACGACCAACUCGCUCGUGUUCAAGUCUACGGUAUAUCCUGAAUGGUUCACAGACCGCCUCUCCCCUUGGGUUCACUACAUUCCUAUCCAAAUCGACUACUCCGACCUCUACGACGCCCUCCUCUUCUUUCGCGGUGACCCCUCAGGCCGAGGAUCUCAUGAAGAGCUUGGAGCGAAGAUCGCGAGGAGUGGGAGGGAGUGGAGUAGGGCGUUUUGGAGGAAGGAGGAUAUGACUGCUUAUUUGUUUAGGUUAUUCCUCGAGUAUGCAAGAGUUAUGAGCGAGGAUAGAGACUCGCUUAAUUUCGAGUUGUAA
Molecule: messenger RNA, 486 nt
Organism: Suillus paluster
Lineage: Eukaryota; Fungi; Basidiomycota; Agaricomycetes; Boletales; Suillaceae
Product: glycosyl transferase family 90-domain-containing protein
Exons: 4
Coding region: 1-486 (161 amino acids)
Source: RefSeq, a predicted model, not a curated record